AUGGCUGCUGGUGUGAUCCAGCCACUCUGUGACUUCCAGCUGAAGCUGCAGUCCCAUAAGCCCUUCUUGACCUCUGAACCAGAGCUCCCAGAAACUUCUGAGGAGGAAGAGGAAGAGGAGGUGGUGGAGCAAGAGCUGGAGCUGCAGGCUAAAGGACCAAGGAGUUGCAGCCUGGCUCCCCAGAGCCCAGACGUGUCCCCUGAGAGCCCCGACAGUCCUGAGACCCCACAGCAAUUGCUCCGCUUUUCACAGCUCAUCAGUGGUGACAUCCAGCGGUACUUUGGCCCUAAGGACAAGAGGCAGGACCCAGACUCCUGUGAUAUCUAUGCUGACAGCCACCCAGCCAGUUGCUCUGCCCGGGAACUAUACUAUGCCGACCUGAUGUGCCUGGCCCAGGGUGGGUCCUCAGAGGACAAAGAGGCCACUGACUCUGGGGUCUGCUCAACUUGGGGGCUAGAAGGGCCAGCUUGUAGGUCUGCAGGUGGGGUGCCACCUCUGGGACCCUUGGCCGAGCUCUUUGACUUUGGGUUGCGGCAGUUCCCAGGGCCUAGUACAUCUGUUGGUCGCAGGCUCAGACUAGAGCAGAAAUAUGGUCACAUCACACCCAUGACCCAGAGAAAGCUGCCCCCAUCCUUCUGGAAGGAGCCAGCACCUAGUGCCUUGGGCCUGCUCCACCCAGGUACGCCAGACUUUAGUGACCUUCUAGCCAGUUGGUCAGCUGAGACUGGCCCUGAGCUGCCAGGUGGAGGCACCCAGGCCCUGGAGGGAGCACAGUUGGCUGAGGCCUAA
Molecule: messenger RNA, 789 nt
Organism: Cavia porcellus (domestic guinea pig)
Lineage: Eukaryota; Metazoa; Chordata; Mammalia; Rodentia; Caviidae
Gene: Percc1
Product: proline and glutamate rich with coiled coil 1
Exons: 1
Coding region: 1-789 (262 amino acids)
Source: RefSeq, a predicted model, not a curated record